AUGCCCGGAAUGAAUGACCCGGAAACCAUCCGCAUCCUCGUCGCAACCGACAACCAUGUCGGCUACAAUGAACGAGACCCUAUCCGGGGAGACGACAGUUGGAAGAGUUUCCACGAGGUAAUGUGCUUAGCCAAGGAACAAGAUGUCGAUAUGGUGCUUUUGGCGGGAGAUCUAUUUCACGAGAAUAAGCCGUCCCGGAAGUCCAUGUAUCAGGUGAUGCGCUCGAUCCGGAUGAACUGCCUGGGAGACAAGCCGUGCGAACUGGAGAUGAUCAGUGAUGCCAGUGAGAACUUCCAGGGUGCAUUUAACCAUCCGAACUAUGAGGAUGAGGAUAUAAACGUGGCCAUUCCGAUAUUCUCCAUCCACGGAAACCACGAUGAUCCCUCGGGAGAAGGCCAUCUCGCGGCCUUGGAUCUGUUGCAGGUAUCAGGCUUGAUAAACUACUACGGUCGAACUCCAGAGUCAGACAACAUCCAUAUCAAGCCAGUUUUGCUACAGAAAGGACGGACCAAACUGGCCCUGUAUGGCAUGAGUAACGUCCGGGAUGAACGCCUCUUCCGGACCUUUCGUGACAACAAAGUCAAAUUCUACCAGCCAGGGAUACAAAGAGAUGAUUGGUUCAACUUGAUGUCCGUUCAUCAGAAUCAUCACGCCUACACGGAAACCAAUUAUCUCCCCGAGAACUUCCUUCCCGAAUUCAUGGACCUUGUUAUCUGGGGACAUGAGCACGAGUGCUUGAUUGACCCGCGACUGAACCCCGAAAUGAACUUUCACGUCAUGCAGCCUGGAUCGUCCGUUGCGACGUCGCUUUGCCCUGGUGAAGCAGUGGCCAAGCAUGUGUCGAUCCUCAGCAUUACAGGUCGCAAGUUCAAGAGUGAGCCAGUCCGCUUAAAGUCCGUCCGUCCGUUUGCGAUGCGAGAAAUCGUUCUCUCAGAGGAGAAGGGGGCGCAGAAACUGGCCCGCAAGGAGAAUAACCGCACCGAAAUCACGCGGUUCCUCAUGACGCUCGUGGAGGAACUUAUCGAAGAGGCUAAGGCGGACUGGGUUGACACACAUGGCGAGCCAACAGAGGAUGAAGAGCAAGAGGUCCCAUUACCGCUCGUGCGACUACGGGUCGAAGUCUCAACUCCAGAAGGAGGCAGUUAUGACUGCGAGAACCCGCAACGAUUCUCGAACCGCUUCGUUGGCAAGGUCGCCAACGUCAACGACGUGGUGCAGUUUUACCGCAAGAAGAAGAACACCACUCGUAAACAGGGCGAUGUCGAAGUGGACGAAUCUGCCGUUUCCCAGCUGGCUACUCUCGACACGGUGAAAGUGGAGCAGCUUGUGCGGGACUUCCUCGCCCAGCAGUCGCUGAGCAUCCUACCACAGAACUCCUUCGGAGAUGCUGUCUCGCAGUUCAUCGACAAAGACGACAAACACGCGAUGGAAAUGUUCGUGAACGAAUCGCUGGACAACCAAAUGAAGCACCUGCUAUCCCUUAACCGCGAAGAGGAGGAAUUAGACGACGAGGGAAAACUCCAGAACUCCCUGCAAACCGCCAUGGAAAAAUACCGUGCGCAAAUGGAAGAUAUGUUCUCGCGGGGAAUCAAGAAGCGAACCCGGGGCAAGAAGCGUUUCAAGCCCAAGCCGGAUGGCUGGGAUACAGAAUUCGACGGUGUCUGGGAAGACCAGCCGGGGGCUUUGAUCCAUUCUGAUAAUGAAGGUGGUGACCCCAACGAAGAUGUUGCUGCUGAGGACGGUACCACGCCUGCACCGGUCAGAGGUGCUACCCGUGGCCGCGGCCGUGGUCGAGGGGGUCGGGCAGCUGCCAAGACGACGACCAGUACUCGGAAGACCGCCACGACGACGAAGAAAACGGCCCCAGUUGCCAAGGGCCGCCGACGAAAGGCCGUUUCUGACGAUGAGGAUGAGGAAGAGGAGGAUGUUGUCAUGCUGGACGAUGAUGACAAUGACGAUCAAGGCUUGUCAGACAUCGAUGAAGACGACGAUUCGCAGGCCUUGUUCGUCAAACAACCCGCCGCAAAGAACAAAUCAACAACCCGCAAAGCAGUCGCUCCUGCCACAACGACAACCAGCCAGCGUCGAUCCGGACAUAGUGCGGCUUCUCCUGCGGCAUCGUCGACCACUGCCACUGCACGGGGUUCUCGGAGCACUGCGCGCGGUAAACAGGUGACGCAGAUGACGUUGAAUUUUACAGGUCCGCAGGCGUCGCAGGCGAAACCGAGUCGGACGACCAGGGCUACGAGUCUGCUUAGUGAGGAUAUUGACGAUGACGACGAUGAUGAUGAUGCUUUUGAGGCCAUGCCUAGUUCGGGUCGACGGAGAUAG
Molecule: messenger RNA, 2331 nt
Organism: Aspergillus chevalieri
Lineage: Eukaryota; Fungi; Ascomycota; Eurotiomycetes; Eurotiales; Aspergillaceae
Gene: MRE11
Product: MRX complex nuclease subunit
Exons: 2
Coding region: 1-2331 (776 amino acids)
Biological process (GO): meiotic DNA double-strand break formation; mitotic intra-S DNA damage checkpoint signaling; telomere maintenance
Cellular component (GO): nucleus; Mre11 complex
Molecular function (GO): 3'-5'-DNA exonuclease activity; DNA endonuclease activity; manganese ion binding
Source: RefSeq, a predicted model, not a curated record